Molecule: messenger RNA, 330 nt
Organism: Didymodactylos carnosus
Lineage: Eukaryota; Metazoa; Rotifera; Eurotatoria; Philodinida; Philodinidae
Source: the annotation of a GenBank genome assembly
AUGAGAUACAGCGGUAUUUCUUAUACAACUUUGCGUGCAUCACCAAGUGAGAGAGUCAAAGAACUUGCUAAACCAAAAAUUAAACGAGAACAAAGAAUUAGACAAGAAUUUUUUGAUAAUUUUUUUAAUUAUGGUUACAGUGGAGUAAAAAAAUCGGCAUUGAAAGCAACAUGUUCAGAUCGUACAGCCAGACUGGCUUGUCCUAAAUCAAUUUCAUUAGAAUAUGUAAAUAUGUUACCCCCAUCUGUAACACAAACUACUUCAAAAGAGAAAACAAUACAUCGUAGUCAAGAAUUGGUUCGUCCAAAAUACAAUAUGGGAAAACAUUAA